Messenger RNA from Hibiscus syriacus, 1677 nucleotides. RefSeq names its product calcium/calmodulin-regulated receptor-like kinase 2. Bases 219 to 1481 code for a protein of 420 amino acids. The transcript has 8 exons. The record is from RefSeq and is a predicted model, not a curated record. Gene Ontology annotation, biological process: protein phosphorylation. Gene Ontology annotation, molecular function: ATP binding; protein kinase activity. Lineage: Eukaryota; Viridiplantae; Streptophyta; Magnoliopsida; Malvales; Malvaceae.
AAUUUGUAACUUGCAAGCCUCCAACCAAGACUCUUUUUUGUCAGCUUCAUUUUCAUUCCUGACUUUUGUCAACUCCCACUCAUAACUAAUCAAAACCCAAUGCAAGGAAUUAUCAUGUUUUCCGUCUUCACUUGCACAUCAUCUUCCCAUAAGUGACCCUGCUGAAUUUGUGCAUUGCAAGAUGUUCUCAUCCCCUGGGUACUUCAAGAGACCAAAGCAUGGUUCAUAAAGGUGACUUAGUUGUCAUUGGCAUCUCUGUUGGCUUGGCCCUUGGUAUCUUGAUAGCUUCUUUGGUAUUUUUCGGGCUAAGGUGGUACAGAAAGUAUGUAAAACUGAGACGUACAAAUGAACUUAGCGUUACCGUUCUUCCAAUAAGAACAAAUGGCUUUGGUACAAGCACCGACUUCAGUGCAUCUCUCUCGAAUUCUGUAGCUGUCGAGGUACCAGAAUAUCAUCAGAGAAGUUCUCCAAAAUCUUGGUGGAGUCCUCAUAGUAAUGAUCGGGUUGCUUCUGCAUCUGGCUUGCCUAAGUAUUCCUAUAAGGAUGUACAGAAAGCUACACAAAAUUUUACAACUAUUUUAGGAGAAGGAUCAUUUGGGCCAGUCUAUAAAGCGACGAUGCCUACUGGUGGCGUAGCUGCUGUAAAGGUGCUUGCUUCGGAUUCUCACCAGGGUGAGAAAGAGUUCCACACGGAGGUUUGUCUACUAGGAAGGCUGCAUCAUCGGAAUCUUGUGAACUUGGUAGGAUAUUGUGUGGAUAAAGGGAAAUACAUGUUAAUUUAUGAGUUCAUGAGCAAUGGAAGCUUGGCAUCUUUACUGUAUGGUGAAGGGGAACGUGGACUGAAUUGGGAUGAAAGACUUCAAAUUGCCCUUGAUAUUUCACACGGCAUAGAAUAUCUUCAUGAAGGGGCAGUCCCUUCAGUAAUACAUCGUGACUUGAAGUCCGCCAAUAUAUUGUUGGAUGAAUCAAUGAGAGCCAAGGUUGCUGAUUUUGGGCUGUCAAAGGAAGAGGUUUUUGAUGGCCGAAACUCUGGCAUCAAAGGUACAUAUGGCUACAUAGAUCCGGAGUAUAUAUCCACAAACAAGUUUACAAUGAAGAGCGAUGUAUACAGUUUUGGCGUUAUCAUCUUCGAGCUAAUCACAGCCAUCCAUCCGCACCAAAAUUUAAUGGAAUACGUUAAUCUUGCUGCUAUGAGUCCAGAUGGUGUCGAUGAAAUCCUCGAUAAGCAACUGGCUGGAGAAUACAACAUCGAAGAAGUGAGGCAGCUAGCGAAAAUUGCUCAUAAAUGCUUGCACAAAUCACCGAGGAAGCGGCCUUCGAUAGGUGAAGUAACACAAGCUAUCCUAAAGAUAAAGCAGAGGCGCCUGGGUAAAGAAGAUACAAUGUCCAUGACUGAGACGAGUUUUUCGCGAAUUAUGAGCCGGAUACAGGAGCAGCAUGUAGAUCUGACCAAAUUGGCCAACGUGAAGGAGGUUAAUUGAACAACUGCAACUUCCCUUCCACUGUUUGGUUCACUUCUUUUUCUCCAAAAUCAACAUUCUGGCAACUGAUGCGGGAGAGAUAUACAUAGAUAUAUGGUGUUUAAAGAAUUUCUAACCUUUCCUAUGUUGGGUUUUGAAUUGUUUUGCAUUAAUAUACAAUCAUCAUUGGAUGAAUGAAAAUAGAUGAUUGGAAUUA